AUGCGGGCUGCUACCACGUUCCAUCGCGUGAUUCGACGAGCUACUGAGACAUCCAGAGGCACUGCUCGGUACUUGAGCGAUUCUGCAGCAGCAGCACUACCAGAAGGUCUUGAGGAGAUCUACAGCGUCCCAUCCACGCUAUCUUGGUCACUCAAGGAGCUUCACCAGGAAGGAGCUGUACUAAACGCCGCUGAUGUCGUGCUGACGGAGGAGAAGCUGCGGGAGCUGGCAGAGCUGUGCCAUCUGCAUCUGGACGAUGACAAGGUCCCGGGGCUGCUGAAGGACGUAGAAGCUAUCAUUCAGUGCACCAAGACCAUUCAGGCCAUGACGAUCAGCGACAAUAUUGAUGACGUGUACUCGACGAGCAAUUUUGAUGCUGACAUUGUGGCUCCCCUUAGGGACGACGUCGUCACAGCAGGAGAUUGUGCCGACAAGAUCUUAGCAAACGCUGCAGAAAGGUCUGGCUACUACUUCAAGGUUCCCAAAGUAAUGCGGGACUAA
Molecule: messenger RNA, 501 nt
Organism: Peronospora matthiolae
Lineage: Eukaryota; Oomycota; Peronosporomycetes; Peronosporales; Peronosporaceae
Source: the annotation of a GenBank genome assembly